Messenger RNA from Erinaceus europaeus (western European hedgehog), 933 nucleotides. Its product is annotated as olfactory receptor 4C46-like. Gene Ontology annotation, biological process: G protein-coupled receptor signaling pathway. Gene Ontology annotation, cellular component: membrane. The transcript has a single exon. The record is from RefSeq and is a predicted model, not a curated record. NCBI's taxonomy places the organism in Eukaryota, Metazoa, Chordata, Mammalia, Eulipotyphla, Erinaceidae. Bases 16 to 933 code for a protein of 305 amino acids. Gene Ontology annotation, molecular function: G protein-coupled receptor activity; olfactory receptor activity.
AAGAAAGAAGACAGGAUGAAUGUGACUGAGUUCGUUCUACUGGGACUGACCCAAGACCCUCAGAUAAAGAUACUUUUAUUUGUGGUCUUACUUAUCAUCUAUAUUGCCACAGUCUCUGGAAACCUGCUCAUUGUGGUUACUAUAAUCUGCAGCCAGACUUUGAACUCCCCAAUGUACUUCUUCCUGGCCUUCCUGUCUUUGAUCGAUGCAUGUUAUUCCUCUUCCAUAAGCCCUAAAAUACUAGCUGACAUGUUCACUAACUCAAAAGUUGUCUCUUUCAAUGGUUGCAUAAUACAGCUCUUCAUUGAACAUUUUCUUGGUGGUUCAGAGAUUGUCCUUCUGGUGGUCAUGGCCUAUGACCGCUAUGUGGCCAUCUGUAGACCUUUGCACUAUGUGACCAUCAUGAACCAGCGCAUAUGCCUCAUCCUGGUGGGGGUGUGUUGGAUGGUGGGUUUUCUUCACUCUUUUGGACAGGUUCUAGUGACAUUUUGGCUCCCUUUCUGUGGUCCCAAUAUUAUGGAUCACUUCAUGUGUGACAUUAUCCACUUGCUGCAACUUGCCUGUACUGAUACUUUCUUUGUUGGCCUCUUGGUUGCUGCAAAUGGUGGGGUAAUUGCUUUAGUCACCUUUCUUAUGUUAUUGGUCUCUUAUGUGGUCAUCCUAUAUUCUUUGAAAGCUCACAGCUCAGCAGGGAGAAAGAAGGCCCUCUCUACCUGCAGUUCCCACAUCACAGUUGUGGUGCUGUUCUUUGUGCCCUGUAUUUAUAUGUAUUUGCGACCAGCUACAACUUUUCCCAUAGAUAAAGCCAUGACAGUGUUCUAUACUCUUAUCACUCCCAUGUUAAAUCCAGUUAUCUACACAGUGAGGAAUGCAGAAGUUAAAAAUGCUAUUAGAAUAUUAUUAAGCAGGAAGGCAAUAUCUGCCAAUACAUAA